Molecule: messenger RNA, 1683 nt
Organism: Ilyonectria robusta
Lineage: Eukaryota; Fungi; Ascomycota; Sordariomycetes; Hypocreales; Nectriaceae
Product: major facilitator superfamily domain-containing protein
Exons: 6
Coding region: 1-1683 (560 amino acids)
Biological process (GO): transmembrane transport
Molecular function (GO): transmembrane transporter activity
Source: RefSeq, a predicted model, not a curated record
AUGAGAAGGAACAGCCAACUUCCGGCGACCGACAGCGGCGGUGCUAGUAAAGAUGGCCAGAGAUCCCCCCCGUUCCCGGCUAAGCAGAUGCUUGUGCUAGCUUGCUGCCGGAUAUGUGAGCCAAUCGCAUUCAUGUCAAUUUUCCCUUACAUCUACUACAUGAUCGAUGAUUUCCACAUCACCGAUGACGCUAGCAAAAUUUCGGUCUACGCCGGCAUGGUCACUUCAGCAUUCACCUUGGCCGAAUUUGCAACCGGUGUCAUGUGGGGUAGACUGAGCGACAAGAUAGGACGCAAACCCGUGUUACUGGCUGGCCUGGCUGGAACUGCCUUGAGCGUUCUCAUUUUUGGCUCCGCGCCGAAUCUACCAGUGGCCCUAUUUGCCCGCGCUCUCGGUGGUGUUCUGAAUGGAAAUAUCGGGGUUUUGCAGACAACCGUCGCUGAACUAGUGACUGUCAAGGAGCAACAACCACGCGCUUACACUGUCAUGCCCAUGGUAUGGUGUAUCGGAUCUAUCAUUGGCCCGAUAAUUGGGGGUUCGCUCGCGAGACCCUGUGUCAGUUAUCCUGGCAUCUUCGCUCGCGGAACCAUCUGGGACCAAUUUCCCUACCUCCUUCCCAAUCUUUUCAGCGCAACCAUAGUCUUCAUUGGAGUCAUAAUUGGCCUUCUAUUCUUUGAGGAAACGCAUGCGACGAAGAAGACUAAAAGGGAUCGCGGACGUGAGGUAGGCGACUAUCUGACUAACACGGCCCGCGGCGUCGUAAGCUGCUGUGGGCGAGGACGAAACUCCGAGAACCAAGGUCUUUUCGACGGCGAACAACCUCCUGGGUAUCUCACGGCUGCAGGAUCCCGAGAGACCAGUGUCAGGUCCGAGGUGAACGAAAUCCUGCGGGCCUACCAAAUCCAGGAGAGCUCGCCUAAGCUGGCUCCUCGGGCUGAUACUGAGUUCCCCAUGGUCAUUGCACCGCUGGGCCAAGAGCCGAUUGCCAAGACGAAGAUGAAGAUUUUCACCAAGCCGGUCAUUAUGAACAUCACCUCAUACGGUAUCCUGACCUUUCACACAAUGUCCUUUGAUCAGCUCUUCCCAGUGUUUCUGAGCACAUCCCCACCUAAGCAUCCGAUCUUGGAACUACCCUUUAAGUUCACCGAUGGAUUCGGCCUCGAGAUGAAGAUGAUUGGUGUCAUAAUGUCUGCUCAAGCUGUCUACUCUCUGUUCUGUAACUACUUGAUUGUCCCGCCCGUGAUACGACGCUUGGGCUCCCUGCGCCUUUUCCAGAUUCUGACCUUCUCUUACUCUGCGCUAUACCUGGUCACUCCGUACCUCGUUCUGCUUCCAGAGGACAUGAGAAUGGCAGCCAUCUACCUGCUGGUCAUCUGGAAAUGCACUUUAUCGACCAUGGCUUACCCUAGCAAUGCCAUUCUCCUGGCGAACUCGGCCCCGACGAAGCAAGUCCUCGGAACCAUCAAUGGCAUCGCGGCAUCGAUGGCGAGCUUGGGCAGAGCAUUGGGCCCGAUUGUAUCCGGCUUCCUGUACUCACUCGGACUGCAGACUGGGUAUUCAGGCUUGGCAUGGUGGUUCAGUGGCCUUGUCACGAUUGUUGGAGCCUACCUGAGCUCACUAAUCACCGAGGGCGGAGGUCAGCAGGACGUAGUGCCAGAGGAAGGGGUCCCUCCUCGAAGAUAG